AUGCGACGAGAGGGAUACGGUGGGCGCGCCGACGCGCACGGUGAUAGUCGAAGAUAUAAAUUUGGGUUGCCCGCCACGACGACCACGCCGGAAAAGUGCGCGAUACCGCUUACGAGUGGGAGAUUUAAAUCUUUAGAGGGCGAUUCGGUCGAGACGAGUGCGGACGCGCCGCGCGACGCGUUGGACGUCUGGCGCGACGAGAGCGACGAGUCGAUCGAUAGGGCGUGUUUGAUGGUUUUGAGGAGUGAGUUCGGGGAGACGGGGCGACGCGCGAGCGAGGGAGACGCGCGAAACAGAGGUGAGAGCGCCGCGCGCGAGAGAGCCGAACGAGGUGCCGGGAGUUCAAUCGUCUCGGAUCGAGCGCGGGAGUUCACGCGAGGACGUGCACGCUGGCGGCCCGACGACGAAGAGAUUUGGCGCGAGCGAAAAAGGCGAAUGACGGCGCGCAGAGUGGACGCGCCGAUGAUCGGAGCGUGCGAGACGGGCGAGCACGAGCGCGCGUUGUCACAGUGGCAGACCGUCGUUUCCGAGAGAGCGCGAUUUCGAUCAAGAUUACGAGCGAUGGCGGGCGGAAUCGAGAACUUGGGGAAUUCGUGCUACAUAUCGGCGACGUUACAAAUGCUCAAGAGCCUGGAUGGUUUCGUCGAGGACGUUAAUGCGAUCGGAUGGAAUGAUCUAGCGCGCAAGCCGAUUCUUGCGGCGCUCGCACGAUUCUUCGUUCAAGACGAAGGCAAGGUUCUGAGCGCGGCUGAGAUCAAGCGAGAGAUGGCUAAAGUAGGACCGUACGGUGACUUCGAUCAACAGGACGCGAUGGAGUUCUUGACCGUGAUGUUAGAGUCGAUUGAGCGCGAGAUGGGCGAGGACGUUGAACGAUGUCCCUCUCGCAGAAAUUUUGCUUGGCGCAUUGCGCACACAAUGAAGUGUGGCAUGUGCGGUGAUAUCACGACGGUAGACGAAUCGAUGUACGCUCUGACGCUCCAAGUGGUCGCCGUGUCGCGACACUCGAUCGAACAACUCCUCACGAACUCGUUCGAACCGGAGAUGCUCGAGCGUACAUGUGAUCGAAGCGGUUGUUUCGGCCGAACGUGCUUGUCGUCUAGAUACGUUAUGUCGAAACCGAAAGUGUUGCUUCUGCAUCUGAAACGCUUUUCUGCUAGCUACGAUGCAGAUACGAAUGAGAUGCAGUUGCAUAAGAUCGCGUCGAAUAUUCGACUACCGAUGAAUUUGACGCUACCCAUGAAUCUGAACAGAGUCGAGGCCAAGAAAUCGCCGUCAAACUCCAGAUCGGAAGACCAGAAGAUCAACGAUGGACUGUCGAGUGACGAGAUAUUAUCCGGAACUCCGGCUACGCAUACACCGAGAGUUCCAGUGCAAACGCGAUCACGCGUCGCCGAAGACAACGAAACCUUCGGCUUGCGCUCCGUGGUCGGCCACAUCGGUGCGACUCUCGAACUGGGACAUUACAUCACGCAUCGCCGUGAAAACGGAUCCAACAACUGGAAGACUUUUGACGACGAGCGUGUGACUCGAUACAUCGCUGCCAUCGAUCGAGACGAUAACUCAUUCUUCGCAUCCUCUCCUCAAGAGUUCGAGCGCGAGUGCUACGUCAUCGCGUACGAUCGAACGAAAAACUUAGGAUGA
This is a messenger RNA of Ostreococcus tauri, 1641 nucleotides long. Its product is annotated as Ubiquitin carboxyl-terminal hydrolases family 2. The record is from RefSeq and is a predicted model, not a curated record. The transcript has a single exon. Gene Ontology annotation, cellular component: nucleus; cytosol. NCBI's taxonomy places the organism in Eukaryota, Viridiplantae, Chlorophyta, Mamiellophyceae, Mamiellales, Bathycoccaceae. Gene Ontology annotation, biological process: protein deubiquitination. Gene Ontology annotation, molecular function: cysteine-type deubiquitinase activity; cysteine-type endopeptidase activity. The coding region runs from base 1 to 1641 and encodes 546 amino acids.